CUUUCCCUUUUCAUUCAAUUUCAUUUUGGCUACUUCAUCCGCUGCCCUCUCUGCUCCAUCUCUAUCUCGAUCUCUCAGCUGCAAGACACUGCUCUUUCUCGAUCCAUUCAGCAUAAACCCUCACACACACAAUCAGACGAUCAAACAUAAACCCUAGCGCACACAAUCAGACGAUUCUUGACCAAGGAGAAAGACCGUGUCUCGCCGCCGAUUCUCCUCUUCCGGUUUUCUUCUUCGGCCAAUUCUCUGGCCGAAGUUCGGUCUCUCUCUCGGAUUCUCCUCUUUUUCCUCUGUUCUCCCUUGGGAAGGAUAAAUAAUAAGUUGACAAUGAAACGAACGGUUAGUGAAGUGGAAAAAGUAAGUGAACAAAAUACUGAAGCUUCAACUUCAAAAUCAUCCCAACCACAGCUGAAGAAGAGACGGGGUCCGACACGAUGCAAGAAUGUCAUAGACGCGAAAACCUUAUUACCAAUAAGGGUUAAUAAGUUUGGACAGCCGAUCGGUCCUGGGAGUGGUACAUAUACUAAUUAUCUGGGAACACUUGCCCGGAAGGGUGAAUUAGCUCCUUUGUGCUACAAAACUUGGUGGGAGAUGCCUAAACGACUGAAGGAGGAUGUGUGGAACAUUGUAAAGGGAAAUAUGAUGUGGGAAUCAUGAUAAAACAGUGGACAAUAUCCUCCAUCGGGAAAAAAUGGAGGGGGUACAAGUGUGAGUUGAAAAAUGAAUACUACUUAGUUAGGGAUACAGAUGAAGAAAGAUUGGCAAACCCACCACCUAAUGUUGAAAAGGAGCAUUGGGAAUUUUUGGUUAGGCAUUGGGGUACGCCUAUGGCGAAGGAGGUCAGCAAAAAAAAUAAAGAACGUCGUGGGAAGCAGACAAUGAUGCAUAUUACGGGGACAAAAAGCUUUGCACGUGUUUCUGCCGAGAUUGAGGAAGACGAAGGUAUUCAGCUUUCUCGUGCAGAUUUAUUCAUCCACACACAUGUAAAUAAGGAUGGCAAAGCUACUGAUGCUGCUGCUUCGGAGAUGAUUGAAAACAUAAGAUAACUUCAAAGUUACUCUGACUCGCCUAUUGGCAGCUCCAAUGAUUUGUUCUCCAUUGUGAGGGGAGAAGAGAGAACUGGUCGUGUGCGGAUGCUUGGCUUCGGGCCUGCACCAAGCGAUGUUUGGGGCCCUCUCCUAGUAAAGCUGAAUUGAUUAAUAAUGCUAAAAUAUCUUAGGAGGAGGCACGUGUUACAUGUGUAGAGUUGCAGGAGACGAUUUAAAAAAUGCAAGCCGACUAUGACAAUAAGUUGGAAAAUUUACGAGCCAACUACGACGACAAGUUGGAAAAUUUACAACAACAGGUGGCUAUGCUAAUGCAGAUGCAACAACAAAAUUGUAGUGGACAGGUAUAUUUAUUAUUAGUUUUACUCUUUACUAAAUAUAUGUUUACUUAUGCCAAGAUUUCAUGUAUUUUGUUUUGUUAUUUUGAAGGAUUCUGAUUCUUUAAAUGCUCCUCCUAGAGUAUCCCCAAAUCCAUUUUCUAGUCGUGAUGCCAAUUCAGUUAAGGUUAUGAACUUUUAAUUUCUCUUAUAUAUAUGUUAAAUUUUCAUUUAUUAUAAUGUGCGCUUAAUGAAUUUAUAAAAAAUAUUGGGUAAUUCAAAUCAAAUGGGCAAGAAGACUUGUUGAAGUUGAAGUUGAAGAUGGGGUCGUGGCUGUACUUUUUGAAUUUCCUUCGCCUUGGAUGGGUUCUUUUUGAAAAACUUGUAUUACAUUUGUUAAAAAUUCUUAAUUCUUUUUGUGUGACAUUUAGUACCUUUAUCUAGACAAUUUGGAUGGUAUUUUCAUAUUGGCAGGUUAACUUGUGGUUGUAUUAGUAUACAUUUUUUACCAAUUUAACUUGUGGUGGUAUUAGUAGUCAA
This is a messenger RNA of Cornus florida, 1903 nucleotides long. RefSeq lists its product as uncharacterized. Lineage: Eukaryota; Viridiplantae; Streptophyta; Magnoliopsida; Cornales; Cornaceae. The record is from RefSeq and is a predicted model, not a curated record. Bases 654 to 1046 code for a protein of 130 amino acids. The transcript has 7 exons.